This is a messenger RNA of Oryza sativa Japonica Group (Japanese rice), 1896 nucleotides long. Its product is annotated as probable polyamine transporter At3g13620. Gene Ontology annotation, cellular component: membrane. Gene Ontology annotation, biological process: transmembrane transport. Gene Ontology annotation, molecular function: transmembrane transporter activity. Lineage: Eukaryota; Viridiplantae; Streptophyta; Magnoliopsida; Poales; Poaceae. The record is from RefSeq and is a predicted model, not a curated record.
AUCACUGCCCACUCAUACAUAAUCCCGGCAAUGGCGGCCGAGGCGACCAACCCCUCCACCUCGCCUCACCAACCUCCUCCACGACUCCGGGGAACUCGAAUCCCGCCCCGGAUAGUCGCCGCCGAGAUCGAUCCAUGGCGGCCGAGGAAGCCCACCGCCUCGCCGACGCCAGCGCCACCGCGCCGCCCAAGAACGCCGCCGCCGUCGAUGGCGUCGCCGUGGCGGCGCCGGCGGCCGGCGGCGGGCAUGGGAGGGCGCCGGGGAACAAGCUGUCGCUGGUGCCGCUGAUAUUCUUGAUCUUCUUCGAGGUCGCCGGCGGGCCGUACGGCGCGGAGCCGGCGGUGCAGUCGGCGGGGCCCCUGUUCGCGCUGCUCGGCUUCCUCGUCUUCCCCUUCAUCUGGGCCGUCCCGGAGUCGCUCGUCACCGCCGAGCUCGCCACGGCGAUGCCCGGGAACGGCGGGUUCGUGCUCUGGGCGGACCGCGCGUUCGGGCCCUUCGCCGGUUCGCUCAUGGGCACGUGGAAGUACGUCUCCGGCGCGAUCAACGGCGCCGCGUUCCCGGCGCUGUGCGCCGACUACGUCGCGCGCGUCGCCCCGGCCGUGUCGGGCGGCGGCGCCCGCGUCGCCGCCAUCGUCGCCUUCAACGUCGCGAUCUCGGUGCUCAACUACACGGGCCUCAGCAUCGUCGGGUGGACCGCCGUGGCGCUCGGCGUCGCGUCGCUGUCCCCGUUCGCGCUCAUGUUCGGCGCCGCGCUCCCCAAGAUCCGGCCGCGCCGGUGGCGCGCCACGGCGGCGGACAAGGACUGGAAGCUCUUCUUCAACACGCUCUUCUGGAACCUCAACUACUGGGACAGCGCGAGCACCAUGGCCGGCGAGGUGGAGCGGCCCGGGAGGACGUUCCCGCGGGCGCUGCUCUCCGCCGUCGCCAUGACCACGCUCGGCUACCUGCUGCCGCUCUUGGCCGCCACGGGCGCCAUCGACGCGGCGCCCGAGGACUGGGGCAACGGCUUCUUCGCCGACGCCGCAGGCAUGAUCGCCGGGGGUUGGCUCAAGUACUGGAUCGAGGUGGGCGCCGUGCUCUCCACCAUCGGCCUCUACUCGGCGACGCUGAGCAGCGCCGCGUUCCAGCUCCUCGGCAUGGCGGACCUGGGCCUCCUCCCGCGCGCCUUCGCGCUCCGGGCGCCGGUGUUCGACACGCCCUGGGUCGGCAUCCUCGCCACCGCCGCCAUCACCCUCGCCAUGUCGUUCACCAGCUUCGACACCAUCGUCGCCUCCGCCAACUUCCUCUACAGCCUCGGCAUGCUGCUCGAGUUCGCCGCCUUCGUCCGCCUCCGCGCCAGGCUCCCCGCCAUGCCCAGGCCCUACGCCGUGCCGCUCCGGGGCCUGCCCGCCGCCGCCGCCCUCUGCGCCGUCCCCUCGGCGUUCCUCGUCUUCGUCAUGGCCAUCGCCGGGUGGAAGGUGUACGCCAUCAGCGCCGUCUUCACCGCCGCCGGCGUCGCGGUGUACUACCUCAUGGACCUCUGCAAGGCCAGAGGGUGGCUCACGUUCAGCGCCGCUGCCGCAGACCGCGGAGGCAGCGGCGGCGACGCGAUGAUGUACCGGCGUCAGGGGAGCACGGCGAGCGAGGUCGUCUGAUGAGGGGAUCGAUCGUCGUCGACGCCAUUGAUUCCGGCGUUGCAUUGCAAGCUGUAUAUGCUUUCCGAUGUUUGUUUAUCUGUGUGUGUGUGCGCGCUUCUUUCCUUGUGCAGAAGAGCAUAGGAAUUGAGUGAUUUGUAACAGUCUUAAUUAGUCGUAGAUGCUGAUCAAAUCAAGAAAUGGGUUGCAUAUUACUUUCAAAUUAGCAAAUUGUACAUUCAUGAAAGUGGUAGAACUAAAGAAGCAUACAUAAGCUCAAAGA